UCUUUUUAUCUCGGGAUUUUUCACCGUCUAUUGCCUUUUGUUUAUAUUCAAAUGACAUACCGUUAAAGAAGCCUUUUUUUAUGUGAAUGCAAUGCUUUCUCCCCUCCUUCUGUAGAAAAUCUGCUUGCCACAGGCAGGCAGAGCAUGUGUUUCUCUUGUCUUGGUUGGGUGCACAAAUCUUCUUUUAUGUGUGCUGCUUCUUACCCUGUUGCCUAGACGAUCACUGGCUUUCACUAAGGAUGUCUGGUUCUCGUAAAGAGUUUGACGUGAAGCAGAUUUUAAAAAUCAGAUGGAGGUGGUUUGGUCAUCAGGCGUCAGCCCCUAAUUCUGCAAUUGAAAACCACCAGGGAGACUUCUGGAAUAGAGGGCAAAAUGUAACAACUACAACUGGUGGCACAAAGUUUUUAGAUUCAGGUAACCUACCUUUAACAUCAGUUGGUUACAGAAGGUCCAGCCAACAGGAUUUCCAGAAUUCACCUCUUUGGCCAAUGGCAUCCACCUCAGAAAUUCCUACAUUUGAAUUCUCAGCGGAAGAUUGUGGAGGUGCACGUUGGCUUGACAGACAAGAAACAGAUGAUAGAGCAAGUGAAGAAGAAAAUGAAUCGGACAGCAGUUCGUGCAGCAGAACCUCCAACAGCAGUCAUACCUUAUCAUCUUGUCAAACUAUGGAGCCCUGCACCUCAGAUGAAUUUUUUCAGGCUCUCAACCACGCUGAACAAACUUUUAAGAAGAUGGAGAAUUAUCUCAGACACAAACAGCUAUGUGAUGUGGUGUUAGUUGCUGGUGAUCGCAGAAUUCCAGCUCACAGAUUGGUUCUCUCCUCUGUUUCGGACUACUUUGCGGCAAUGUUCACUAAUGACGUAAGGGAAGCAAGACAGGAAGAAAUCAAGAUGGAAGGUGUGGAGCCAAAUGCUUUGUGGGCUCUGGUUCAGUAUGCAUAUACAGGUCGCCUUGAAUUAAAAGAAGAUAACAUUGAGUGCCUGUUGUCUACAGCUUGCCUUCUUCAGCUCUCUCAGGUUGUAGAAGCAUGCUGUAAAUUCCUAAUGAAGCAGCUUCACCCAUCCAAUUGCCUUGGAAUCCGAUCUUUCGCUGAUGCGCAGGGUUGCACUGACCUGCACAAGGUGGCUCACAAUUACACUAUGGAAAACUUCAUGGAAGUAAUUAGAAACCAGGAAUUUCUAUUAUUGCCAGCCACUGAAAUUGCAAAGCUUUUAGCAAGUGAUGACAUGAAUAUUCCUAAUGAAGAAACUAUACUGAAUGCACUACUUACGUGGGUUCGACAUGACUUGGAACAGAGAAGGAAAGAUCUCAGUAAACUCCUGGCUUACAUUAGACUGCCUCUGCUUGCUCCACAAUUUCUGGCAGAUAUGGAAAAUAAUGCACUCUUUCGGGAUGACAUUGAAUGUCAAAAACUCAUUAUGGAAGCAAUGAAGUACCAUCUGUUGCCAGAGAGACGACCUAUGUUGCAAAGUCCUCGCACCAAACCUAGAAAAUCUACAGUGGGCGUGUUGUUUGCAGUUGGAGGAAUGGAUGCAACAAAAGGAGCUACAAGCAUUGAAAAGUAUGAACUUCGUACCAAUAUGUGGACUCCUGUAGCAAACAUGAAUGGACGAAGGUUACAGUUUGGAGUUGCAGUCUUAGAUGAUAAAUUGUACGUUGUUGGUGGCAGAGAUGGGCUGAAAACAUUGAAUACUGUGGAGUGCUACAACCCUAGAACGAAAACUUGGAGCGUAAUGCCACCUAUGUCCACUCAUCGUCAUGGUCUUGGAGUAGCUGUAUUGGAAGGUCCCAUGUACGCUGUAGGAGGACAUGAUGGCUGGAGCUACCUGAAUACAGUAGAAAGAUGGGAUCCACAGGCUCGUCAGUGGAACUUUGUAGCUAGUAUGUCAACUCCAAGGAGCACUGUUGGUGUAGCAAUAUUAAAUGGAAAGCUUUAUGCAGUUGGUGGUCGAGAUGGAAGUUCUUGUCUUAAGUCAGUAGAAUGUUUUGAUCCUCAUACAAACAAGUGGACCCUCUGUGCUCAGAUGUCAAAAAGAAGAGGUGGUGUAGGAGUAACCACCUGGAACGGGUUCUUGUAUGCAAUAGGCGGUCACGAUGCCCCAGCAUCAAACUUAACAUCCAGGCUGUCAGACUGCGUAGAAAGGUAUGAUCCAAAAACAGAUAUGUGGACUGCUGUGGCCUCUAUGAGCAUUAGCAGAGAUGCAGUGGGAGUAUGUCUUCUUGGUGACAAGUUGUAUGCUGUUGGAGGAUACGAUGGUCAAACAUACCUUAAUACAGUGGAGUCUUACGAUCCCCAGACAAAUGAAUGGACACAGGUUGCACCAUUGUGCUUAGGAAGAGCUGGAGCAUGUGUGGUGACUGUGAAACUGUAGAUUGUCUUCUCUAUGAAGGUGACAUUCUCCUCCAUAGACUCAGAUGAUUUUUUUCCUCAAGAAAACUACCAGUGCACCAGUAAACAGGAGGUGCAGACAAUCUGCCACCGCAAAGUGUUUGGUCUCAAGCUAACAUGUACAUGUUGUUCUUACGGACCAGUAUUAAGCACUUUUUUCAAAAAGUCAUCUUUGUUAUCCGUAUGUUACAAGAAUUCUAUUUGUAAGAAAAUCAGCUGCAACCAGUCAGUUGCCAGCAGAGGACUUCUGUUUAGGAAGUGCUGAGAAAUGAGUGAACUCAUUAGUGAAGUCACUAUAAUAAUCAAGUGUUACAGAUCUAGGACCUUGAUCCACCAAACAUGCAGAGGAGUGAUACUAUAAAUGAUAUAAUUUGAGUCUAUAUCUGGGUGAAACAAGUUAUAGCAUUGGACCCCAUAUAUUUAAUUUGCCUAUAAUAAACAUGUUUGGCUAGAGCUGUCUGAGCUGUUACGACGCAGGCUGACAUACCAAUGCAAGCCAUUGUAAAUGGUAGGCGUAAUGCCUGCCUUGGAAAUGAAGUUGUGUAUUUGGUGAAUCUUUUGCACUUUUAUCAUCAUUCCUAGUUUAGCAAACUUUUUAUUUAACCAAAGCCUUAUUUUAAAUAUUGUCUUAUUAUGCUAACAGAAAUCUGCUAUUUAAUAAUUUCUGCUGGAGAUUUUUGACAUCCAGUGUACUUUUUGGAUUUUCUAAGUUUUUACAUGAGAUGCAGAACAUGGUAACUUUUUCUCUACUUUGAUUCUUAUAUUUACUUUGCUAUUUUUAAGGAAAAAUCUAUAAGCAUGAAUUAUUGGAAGAAUUCUAAAGUGUGAUUAAAAGCUAACCAAUUUAAGUUUAAUAUUUGCACUUUGGAAUUUUUUAAGCAUUCCAUUACAUCUAGGCUAAUUACAUUUUUACAUGAGGCUUUGCACUGAUUUGAAAAGUAUAAUUUUCUAGGAUGAAGCGAUUGUCUAUCUUUCCAGUAAGGUUACUUCCAAACGUAAAGGGCCGAGUCCUGCAAGAUGCUUAACUGCCACCAGUUAAGCAUGUUCAGCAUUUUACAGGAGAGUUAUGUGUGCCUCGCAGGAUUACAUCAAAUUAGUUACCUUAUUUAAGUUACCUAAUUUGUUAAUUUUAAAUUUUUAUAAUUUGCCUUUCGUGAGCCCUAUGCUGUUACACAGAAUUGCUUUGAACGCUCAGAAUGUUCUCAGAAAGUCUUUUUGUAUUUGCUUUUCUGUGCCUUGUUCCUUACGUUUUCCGAACAGUAGGUAAUACCUGUGUGUUUGUAACAGAAAAUGGGAAGAUGUGAGCUCAUCGAAUGUUUUUUUUUCAAAAGUUUGAAGCGUCUGAUACCCAAAGUCUUUGUACAUUUGUAAUUUUAAAUGUAUUAAUGCUCUCAGUGAACUAUUUAUUGUUUUAAAAGAAAUUACUAAGAAGUGAAACUUUGUGAUGAAACUUGCACUGUUUGCAACUGAAUACAGCUGAACUUGAAC
Molecule: messenger RNA, 3877 nt
Organism: Chroicocephalus ridibundus (black-headed gull)
Lineage: Eukaryota; Metazoa; Chordata; Aves; Charadriiformes; Laridae
Gene: KLHL5
Product: kelch like family member 5
Exons: 11
Coding region: 87-2372 (761 amino acids)
Molecular function (GO): protein binding
Source: RefSeq, a predicted model, not a curated record